Messenger RNA from Rosa rugosa (rugosa rose), 3843 nucleotides. Its product is annotated as putative disease resistance protein RGA3. The transcript has 4 exons. NCBI's taxonomy places the organism in Eukaryota, Viridiplantae, Streptophyta, Magnoliopsida, Rosales, Rosaceae. Gene Ontology annotation, molecular function: protein binding; ADP binding. Gene Ontology annotation, biological process: defense response to other organism. The coding region runs from base 69 to 2678 and encodes 869 amino acids. The record is from RefSeq and is a predicted model, not a curated record.
UUGAGUUCCUACAUACAUUACCCUGUUUCCUACUUCACUAGCCUCAGAUUACCUCUCUUCCUCUUUUCAUGGAGUUUGCCAGCAGCAUUGCAGAGAACGUCUUGGAUAGACUAGCUUCACAUGCUUCCCAAGAGAUCUCCUUGGCAUGGAGUGCCCAACUUGAGCUCACCAAGCUCGACAACACCUUAUCUACCAUCAAAUUAGUGCUCGAGGAUGCAGAGAAGAAGCAAGUGAGGACUUCCCUAAUCACUCGUUGGUUGGGAAAGCUCAAAGAUGUUUGUCAUGACGUUGAUGAUGUCUUGGACGAACUGGACUUCCAAAAGUUGCGGCUAAAAGUGGAGGUUGGCAACUGUGGGAAGAUCAAAGGAAAGGUACGCCAAUUUUUUUCCCGUUGGAAUCCAGUAGUGUUUAACUUCAGAAUGGGACAUAAAGUGAAAGAGAUCAGAGAAAGACUGGUUGAAAUUGAUAAUGAAAAGAGACAAUUUGGUCUCCUUAAGUUUGCUAAGAUAGUUGAGGGUCCUUGUGUGCUCCAAGGGAUGCACGAUGAUAAAAGAGAGACUGACUCUUUCGUGGAGGCUUCAGAUGUUAUUGGAAGAGAUGAUGAUAAAAAACAGAUUAUUAGUCAUCUCUUAAAUAACACUGAUAUCUCUAGUGGGGAGAAUGUUUCUGUUAUUUCCAUCCUUGGGUUAGGAGGGUUGGGAAAGACAACUCUCGCUAAAUUGGUGUAUAAUGAUAGCAUGUUGGAGGAGAAAUUUGAGAUGAAAAUGUGGAUAUGCGUCUCAGACAACUUUGAUAUCCAAACAUUAAUUCGUGGCAUUAUCAAUGCUGCAAUUAAACAAAAAUGUGAGGAUGAAAGUUUGGACCUUAUGAAAAGAAGAUUGCAAGAUACUUUGCGAGGUAGAAAGUUUUUGUUAGUGUUGGAUGAUGUCUGGGAUAGGGAGCUGAUUGGAGUAACGAUUGAAAAAUGGAAUGAUCUAAAAGGCUUGUUAAAUGUGGGAGCUAAUGGAAGUAAAAUCAUCAUAACAACACGAAAUAGAUCAGUUGCUUCACUAGUGAAUCCCUUGUACAUGCAUUCUUUAGAAGGUCUUCCUCACCAAGACUGCAUGUCCUUGUUUAUCAAAAGGGCAUUUAAGAAAGGAGAGGAGCAGCACUAUCAACAUUUGCUAAAAAUUGGAGAAGAUAUUGUGAAGAAGUGUGGAGGAGUUCCUUUAGCAGUUGCUACUGUUGGGAGCAUGCUUUAUUUGAAUACAGAUGAACGCCAAUGGUCUGGUGUCAGAGAUGAUGACAUGUGGAGUAUAGGGAAUGACAAUAUUCUACCUGCACUAAGAUUGAGCUAUGAUGCAUUGCAACAACACUUGAAACCAUGUUUUGCCUUUUGUUCACUUUUCCCAAAGGAUUAUGAAUUCAAUAGUGGAGUGUUGGUUCCAUUGUGGAUGGCACAAGGCUACCUCAAGACAUCUAAGAAAAAUGAAGAUUUUGAACAGAUGGUUGUAGACUAUAUAAGGGAGUUUUGCUCUAGAUCUUUGUUUCAAGUCGAGAAAGAUGUCAAAACAGUCAUAAGUUUUAAAAUACAUGAUUUAGUUCAUGAUUUAGCAAUUUCAGUGGCACAAGUAGAGUACUCCACAGUCAAUUGUCGUCCCUCUAGUGCUUUGGAAAUGGUUCGACAUGUGUCAAUAUCCAAAAAAGACUUGCUUGGAGAAGAGGCACAAGUUCCUGAUUUCAUGCUCAAAUCAAAGAAAUUGCGAACAAUUCUAAUUCCUGAAGAUGGCCAGAUGAGUCAAUGUUUUGUAAAGACAUGCAUCUUGAGAUUCAAAUAUAUGCGGGUGCUAGAUCUCAGUGGGUCGCCUCUUGAGGAGCUACCAAGUUCCAUUGGUAGUUUGUUUCAUUUGAGAUUCCUCGACUUGUCUUCUAAUGGGAAGAUAAAAAGGCUUCCUAAUUCCAUCAGUAAGCUGCUGAAUUUGGAGAGCUUGUACCUUGGGAAUUGCGACGCACUUGAGGAGAUACCCAAAGACAUAGGGAACUUGAUCAACCUACGAAGCUUGACGAUAACAACACAGCAGACGUAUUUGCCAAAAGGAAUUAGGCACCUCACCUUACUUCAAUAUUUAUAUUUUGAGGGAUGUGUCAAUCUUAAAUCUUUGGGCGAAGAGAUCCAAUUCCUCAACAACCUUCGUAAACUGGUGAUUAGCAGUUGUAAUAAUUUGGAAUGCUUGCCACCAAAUAUGAAACACAUGACCGCUUUGGAUACUUUGGUUAUCGAUGGUUGCGAGAAGCUUCAGGUGACGAUGAGAUCAGGGGAAGGUCCUCAACGUCUUCGAUCAUUGGGUAUCGGGAAUUCAAGUUUGGAGGCUUUGCCCCCUUGGCUCAUUGAACAUUCUGUAGACACUCUACAGAGCAUAUAUCUUUCUGAAUGUCAUAAUCUCACGGCACUUCCGGAGUUGAUAAACUUCAGAUUCCUCGAGCAACUACACAUUGAAAAAUGCUCCAAAUUGUCGGCUUUGCUGCCGCAAGGGUUGCAUUGCCUUACUGAGUUGAGAGAACUGAACAUUGAAGAGUGUCCUGAAUUGAGCAAAAGCUGCAAAAGGCAAUUAAAAGGUGAGGAGUGGUCAAAGAUGGCACGUCAAAGAGAUUUGAAGAUUACACUCGACGCUGAUGAUGAAGAUUUGUGUGCUGAUUGAUGUAAUUGCUUGGUGAUGUUGUUGCUCUGUUCAGUUUCUCAUGAAAUCUUUCCUGCAUUUGAAAAUUGGGUGAGGUUUAUGGUGUUAGGACUACAAUACGGCUUGGUGACAAUUACGGCUUCUAAUGUUCUAAUGUGUGUGGUACUGUUAGGACUACAAUAUAUCAGCAGAACCUUAGAUCACCACAUUGUUUGUUUGCUUUAGUAUCUUCUUGUUUAAUGGCUACUUCUUUCCUUGAAUCAACUGUAACUUUCAGAAGAAAUUAAUACAAAAUUUUCCCUUAAGAAAUACAGGACUUAUCUCUACCUCACCAGUUCGGCAAGGUCAGAGGAAGAAGAGGGUUGCUAGCUACAAGGUGUACACUGUGGAGGGAAGCUGAAAGCACUCUCAGGAACAGCUAAUAUGGACUGCUUUUAAGGAGGAGAUGGAGGUGUCAGAGAAGCUGGAGAGGGUGCAAAAGGCGUUGGAGAGUGCUGUGGAGGAUAUGGACUUGAUGGGGAGGCUGUUGGAUGAGCUUGAUAAGCUUCAGAAUCAGGCGCAGGAGUGUGACUUGAGUAUGGUGGAUGCAAAGAUUAGUAAGUUGAUGCCGGAACUUGGGUUUGCGCCCGAGGAUGGGGAUAGGUUGGUGGCUUCGUUUAGUAGUGGUUGGCAGAUGAGGAUGCACUUGGGAAGAUUUUUCUUCAGGACCCUGAUUUACUACUGCUGGACGAGCCUACAGAUCACCUUGACCUUGACACAAUCGAGUAGCUCGAAGAUUAUCUCAAUCAGCAGGAUGUGCCAAUGGUUAUCAUAUCUCAUGACCAAGCUUUUCUUGAUCAGUUGUGUACAAAAAUAGUGGAAACUCAUAUGGGUGUCUCCAGGACGUAUGAGGGAAAUUAUUCUGAGUAUUAUAUUGCAAAGGUAGCAUGGAUUGAAAGUCAAAAUGCUGCUUGGGAGAAGCAGCAGAAGGAAAUUGAGCACACACAAGACUUGAUACACAGGUUGGGCGCUGGAGCAAAUUCUGGCGGUGUGUCUUCUGCUGGAAAGAACUGAAGCUGGAGAAACCUCAGGAAGAGGAUCUUGUUGAAAGGCCAUUCCAGAGGAAACAGAUGAGGAUUUCCUGAACGGGGAAGAAGUGGAAGAUUUGUUGCAACACUUAAGAAUCUGGAAGCUGGCUUUGGAGAUA